Molecule: messenger RNA, 1447 nt
Organism: Biomphalaria glabrata
Lineage: Eukaryota; Metazoa; Mollusca; Gastropoda; Planorbidae
Product: multiple epidermal growth factor-like domains protein 10
Exons: 7
Molecular function (GO): scavenger receptor activity
Source: RefSeq, a predicted model, not a curated record
ACGCAGAUCAAAUCUUCCUUAUUAUCUUCUUUUUCAGCCUGCGAUCAAGGCCACUACGGUGAGAACUGUGAGAAAACGUGUAGCACUAAUUGCCUGGUACAGAAAUGUAGCCCUGAGACUGGUCAUUGUGACCUAUGCCCACCUGGGUUUCAAGGGGAUUUUUGUGAUAUAGAAUGUGAUUAUCGAUUUUAUGGCCACAAUUGUGAAAAAAUAUGUUCGGGUUGGUGUUUGGGUGACUGUGACAAAGUUACUGGACUCUGUCUUUCUUGUAUCCGUGGCCGACAAGGCGACUUGUGUACGGAACCAUGCAAUAAAGGCUAUCACGGACAGGACUGCUUGGAUCCUUGUCCUAAAAACUGCUUUGACAAUCAAUGCGACACUUAUUCCGGUACCUGUUGGCUAUGUAAAGCUGGUUACUCUGGAGGUCUGUGUUUAGAAGAUUGCCCAAUAGGUACCUAUGGAAAAUUAUGUUUCGGAAAGUGUCAUGAACGCUGUCGCAGCCAUAAGUGUCACCCACAAACUGGACAAUGCAACUCAUGUGAGCCAGGGUACCAGGGUCUUUAUUGUGAAAUACCAUGUCAUUUACAUUUUUUUGGCGAGAACUGUUCUCAAAAAUGCAGUGAUCACUGCCUAAAUACAAGCUGUCAUCCAGUAACUGGCUCCUGUUUGAUUUGUUUGCCUGGAUUUACUGGGAAGUUUUGUCAGAAUGCUUGUCCAGCAAAUUUUUAUGGCGACGAUUGUGAACUCCGCUGUAGUCCUGAUUGUAUGGUGAACAGUUCGUCCCCGUCAGACGUCUGUCAUCCUGUGACUGGGGCGUGUUUACAUGGACAGCUAGCUCAACACUCUGAUGAUGCCACGAAGGCAAUUAACUUGACAGGACUGUGGAUUGGCGUUGCUUGUGCUAUCACCUUCCUCGCAAGUGUACUGGGUCUUGUCUGCUUCUAUAAACGGAAAAGUAUCAUUCAUCUGAUGUUCAUCCUAUUGCAAGGAAAAGAUCAAGACACGGAGACAUCUGUAUUCGCUGAACAGGAAGAACACCAUGUUUAAAUAGUAGAAUAGACAGUCGUAUAAUUUAUGUAUUUUGAUAGAAGUCUAAUUCAUAAAGCGCUGGUUGUGAAUGUGUAUGUGUUUCGUGAAUUAAUGUUGUUCGAAUUUUUCAUCAAUAUUGUUUUUGUACAGUAGUUACGCUGAGGUUGUCAAUUGUAGUCAAAUUGAAUUUCCAUUAGAUUGGAUCAAUAAAACUAUUUUAUCUUAUCUUAUCUUAUCUUAGGUGGAUUUCUGGGGCUAACGCUCCAGAAAGUUGAUUUUGUUAAACCUUUGUACUCAAUGGUGUUUUUAAUACAACUUGAGCAAAUUUAAUUUUAAAAUAGGAAUGAUCUUAGUUUGAAUGUAGAAGGACAAGUGUUAAUCGAUUAGAACAAACUAGAACUCACUUGAAAACUACAAU